AACCCUGCCGACUAGCCGACAAUAUAAUACAAAUGCGCCCAACAUCCGGCAACGACAUACGACGUAUUGUAAAACCAACUUAAGCGUUUGUGUCAGGGAGUUGGCCUGUGCUGCGGCCUUUAUGUUACGUAUGCUAAAAUUGGCAAUACUGCUUUUUAUGUGAAUAUAACCUAUAUAAUAUUUGGUUCGUCCACAUGUUUGCACGUGUUAUUAUUAUUAUCUAAGAAACGUGUUCGUGACAUUUAUUCAUAAUUGCAUUGCUAGAGAAUAAAUUACUUUUAUUUCUUUUUAUAUUUGGAUUAUAGCAAAAUGCAGCACGACGACGUUGUAUGGAGUGUUAUCAAUAAAUCAUUUUGUUCUUUCAAAGUGAACACAAAGACACAGCGAUUCUGUAGAAACGAGUACAAUCUCACUGGUUUAUGCAGUAGAGCUGCGUGUCCUCUUGCAAAUAGUCAAUAUGCCACAAUUAGAGAGGAAAAUGGCAUUAUUUAUCUUUAUAUGAGAACAGCAGAAAGAAUACAUACACCUAAAAAUAGUUGGGAAAAAGUCAAGUUAUCCAGAAAUUUUGAGAAGGCAAUACAUCAAAUUAAUGAAAAUCUGCUUUACUGGCCUGGUUUCAUAAAGGCAAAAUGUAAGCAAAGAUUUCUCAAAAUCACACAAUAUCUUAUUCGUAUGAGAAAGUUAAGGUUAAGACGACAAAAGAAAAUUGUACCACUUCAAAGAAAGAUUGAAAGAAGAGAAAGGCGUAGAGAAGAAAAGGCUCUGAUUGCUGCUAAGCUAGAAAAUGCAAUUGAAAAACAACUUAUGGAAAGGCUGAAGAAGGGAAUGUAUGAGGGUAUUUAUAAUUUCCCACAACGAGUAUUCGAUAAGGCUGUUGAGGCUGUUGAAGUUGAAGGAGAAAGUGAAGCAGAAAGUGAACAGGAAGAAGAGCAGGAGAGAGAACUCGAGAAAGAGGUGGAGAUGGAAUUAGAAACGGAAUUAGAAAAGGAAACUGAGCAAUAUGGUCCAGAAUAUGUUGAAGCUGAUAGUGACGAUGAUGACUACGAAGAUGACGAUAUUGAAGAGCUUUCCAUGGAUGAAGAUAGUGACUCUGGACAAAAGGAAGAAAUUGAAUUAUCUGACAGCUUUGAAUCUGAAGCUAGUGAUAUCGAGGAUUUAGUCAAGCCGUUUACAAAUAAGAAAACAAAAGGACCGAAAGUUGUCAAAAAAGGAAAGGUGCAAAAGAAACCAAGAGCAAAAGUGGAAAUUGAAUACGAAAUGGAAGAGGAGAGUCAACAAAAUAAACGGUCAUGUAGAUAGCAAAACUGUGCUAUAUAAAUUAUCUUUGUGUAAUAAAGUCAAACAACGUUCUAUAUAUUGUAUCCAAUAUUUCGACAAAAUAAUCAUGGUAAGAUAACAUCUGAUAGUAUUUAAACUAUCAAUGUUUCGAGAGAAAUUUUAACUUGCAAAAAUAGAAAAAAAAUUAACAAUAAA
Messenger RNA from Solenopsis invicta (red fire ant), 1473 nucleotides. It is a transcript of the gene Rbm13, whose product is annotated as protein MAK16 homolog A. The record is from RefSeq and is a predicted model, not a curated record. Lineage: Eukaryota; Metazoa; Arthropoda; Insecta; Hymenoptera; Formicidae. Bases 310 to 1299 code for a protein of 329 amino acids. The transcript is spliced from 7 exons. Gene Ontology annotation, biological process: maturation of LSU-rRNA; maturation of 5.8S rRNA. Gene Ontology annotation, cellular component: preribosome, large subunit precursor; nucleolus.